GAAGAAGCUGGAGAUGUUCGGGUCUCGGUGGUAACGGGAACAGAAACCCGCAUCAUUCACCUCGCGCAGGAUGACGGACUAAUCGUAGUGGCUCGCGCUCGAGGAGCCAUGCAUCCACCGAUCACGGCACUGUGGCUCGCGCUCAUGCUGGCGGCCGCACGCGCGUAUACGGACGGAUCAGAGGAGAUGCUGUCUCUAGCUGAACUGGAAGACAUGUUGUUGAGGAACCUGUUCCGUGGUUAUCAGAAGUGGGUGAGACCGGUCCUGCACGCCAACGACUCCAUCACCGUCCGCUUCGGCCUCAAGAUCUCACAGCUGGUGGACGUGGAUGAAAAGAACCAACUGAUGACUACUAACGUCUGGUUGUGGGAGGAAUGGACAGACUAUAAACUUCGCUGGAACCCAGAGGAUUAUGGAGGAAUAACGUCCAUCCGAGUGCCGUCAGAGAGCAUCUGGCUCCCUGACAUUGUCCUCUAUGAGAAUGCUGAUGGACGUUUUGAGGGCUCUCUGAUGACCAAAGCCAUUGUGAAAUAUAACGGCACGGUCACAUGGACUCCUCCGGCCAGCUACAAGUCCUCCUGCACCAUGGACGUCACCUUCUUUCCUUUUGACCGACAGAACUGCUCAAUGAAGUUUGGCUCAUGGACCUAUGACGGUACCAUGGUGGACCUGACCCUUGUCGACCCUCAUGUGGACCGCAAGGACUUCUUCGACAACGGCGAGUGGGAGAUCUUGGACGCCAGUGGCCGGAGAGGGAACCGUCGGGACGGCAUUUAUUCCUACCCGUUUGUGACGUACUCAUUCAUCCUAAAGCGGCUCCCUCUGUUCUACACGCUCUUCCUGAUCAUCCCGUGUCUCGGCCUGUCCUUCCUUACCGUUCUGGUCUUUUAUCUUCCAUCAGAUGAGGGUGAGAAGUUGUCUCUGUCCACGUCGGUACUCGUGUCCCUAACCGUCUUCCUCCUCGUCAUUGAGGAGAUUAUCCCAUCCUCGUCCAAGGUGAUCCCACUGAUUGGCGAGUACCUGCUCUUUAUCAUGAUCUUCGUCACCUUCUCCAUCAUCGUCACUGUCUUUGUCAUCAAUGUGCACCACCGCUCUUCAGCCACCUACCACCCCAUGGCUCCCUGGGUCAGGCGGCUCUUUUUGCAGAGCUUACCCAGGAUGCUGUGCAUGCGUGACCGCCAUUGCUACCCGGAGGUCGACCCACAGCACAGCCCGGAGCUUAAACGACCUGUGAAAAAGGGGGUGAAGAAGAAUGCAGUAGGAGGGAAGGAGGACGAAUCAUGGGUGGCCAUGCUGGAGAAAGCCACCAGCUCGGUGCGCUACAUCUCACGACACAUUCGCAAAGAGCACUUCAUCAGAGAGGUGGUUCAGGACUGGAAGUUUGUCGCUCAGGUGUUGGACCGGAUCUUCCUGUGGAUCUUCCUCACUGUGUCCAUAGUCGGCACCAUCCUCAUAUUCACGCCAGCACUCAACAUGUACCUCAGCACUGCAUCCUAAACACACCACAUCCCCCCAAAAAACACAUUCAUAUCAACCACUUUGCUUCCUUCUGUAAACACACCUAUUAGAAAUCUUCCAGCUUCCUUUAUUAUCUACAGUAAAACCCAGCAAAAAUAAACACAGAUGAAAUCAGAGGCCCUUUUGCACCCGUAUAUCAAGAAUAUAUAACAGCGACAUUUCCAUUACCUUUAUUUAUGAAUAUCUAUGUGACAUUAUUUUGAGAGAACAUUCCUUAAGCUUAAACAUUCCUUAAUAGGUAGCCUCUAAAUCUGGACCUAAUAUUUAUAAAAGUUGCACCUGUAGGUGCUCAGUUGGCGCAGUGGGUGAUAAACCAUGCUAGCCCACCAGCGCUGAGAUCUCGAGCUCUCAAGUUUCAAUCUUAGGUCUGCUAUCAGCCGGCCGGGCACCCACACAGACACACGAUUGGCUGUGUGAUCUGCAGGAAGAUGGUUCCUCAUCACUGGUGCAAAUGUUGCCUCUGCUGACCAGUCAAGGAACUGGCUUUUUGGGGGGAGGGGUGUCGCUGGCAUUGCAAGUGCUCUGUAAGACCACACCCCUGGCAGGUAAAAAGAUCAGCGCGUGUUGGAGAGGGGCGUGUGACAGCCUUGGCUGUAAAUCUGUAAUCUGUAAAGUAAUCUUAAGCGCUAGUUCUGAGUUUACAGGUAAUGUGAGGAAACAUUGGCUGAGCUGCGACUGAUGCUAAGCAAGGAAUGUGAUUGAAAUGGGCUAUACUGCAUCUGGAGAUCAGCAAGAUGUGACCUCCAGCAUUCCAAAUUUGCUAAACUAAUUUAAAGAAAGCAGACAGCCAGUAACACACUGCAAACAUCUAAUCUAGAGGUUGUAGUAAAUUUCUAAAUUACCGUAUUGGCCAAAAUAUGUAAAUAUCAGAUUAUUCUCUCUCAACGUUCACGACAUGCAUGGUUACGUUAGUUUUUUAAUUUGAUUUUAUUCUACAUAUAGUGCAGCCCUAUGUAUGGGAAUGCUAACUGGGAUUAAUGGGGUGGUGGGUUUACAGUUCACCAGGGCAUAUUUUGUCUUAGUCCAUGCUGGUAUCAUGAGAAAUAAAGUGUGUGUGAGUGUU
Molecule: messenger RNA, 2581 nt
Organism: Trichomycterus rosablanca
Lineage: Eukaryota; Metazoa; Chordata; Actinopteri; Siluriformes; Trichomycteridae
Gene: chrnb3a
Product: cholinergic receptor nicotinic beta 3 subunit a
Exons: 6
Coding region: 109-1497 (462 amino acids)
Biological process (GO): regulation of membrane potential; synaptic transmission, cholinergic; monoatomic ion transmembrane transport
Cellular component (GO): postsynaptic membrane; plasma membrane; neuron projection
Molecular function (GO): acetylcholine receptor activity; acetylcholine-gated monoatomic cation-selective channel activity
Source: RefSeq, a predicted model, not a curated record